This is a messenger RNA of Anthostomella pinea, 1839 nucleotides long. The record is from the annotation of a GenBank genome assembly. Lineage: Eukaryota; Fungi; Ascomycota; Sordariomycetes; Xylariales; Xylariaceae.
AUGGUGAAGUUUGUGGAAUCAGACACGUCGGGUCUACCCCUGAAGCGGAAGCAGGUAGCUCACGCCUGCUCAAAAUGUCGCCAAAGGAAAAAGAGGUGUACGCAUGUGUCAACCCUAUCAACCCUGUCACCGAGCAAGGAGCCCCAGCGUACUCUGACUGUUCGUCGCAACCAGGCACUGUCGCCUAGCAGUCUUGCUACCACGCAGCCAACCUCCCCUUCAUCCCACCAUGAGCCUGGGACCUCAGAAGGCCACGCCCCAAGGUUUGUCGGUGACUCGAAUCCCGAGGCUAUCUUCAUGGAGGCCACCAGCCUCUGCCUCCACCGCGACGUCUCGGCUCCUGGAGGCUUCGGCGUCUGGCAGUUGGCCGGCGUACCCGCCUCCGGCUCGCCCUCGAGGCAGGCUGUCCAGAAGAUAUUGAAACCAUAUCUGUGGAAUCAUUGUCUACCCUGUCUUCCACCACCGCCGGAUUACGCCGUACUGCAGCGCAUAUACCUGCAGAAACUAGAUCCCAUAUUUCCGAUUCUUGGCGACAUGUCGACCGCCUCUCCCGCGGACGAGGUAUCGAGGAUUCUACCCCAGCAGGUGAUUAGCCUUGCGGCGGCGGCAGACCCCGAAGCUACCCAGCAUCUUCGGUUGAGUCCUGCAGGUGCCGUGCUUCCUCGCCAUGAAUUCUGUGCUUCACUGUCCAACUCGAUCCAGACGACACUGGACGUUGGCUUGAUUACAGACCGUAUCCUCCUCACUCGGAUCACUGCCGCCUUGUCGCUGUACACGCAACCUAGCAGCCAGGAAGAGGCCGACAUUCCUGCGCUGCUCAAUAGUCGUGCGGUCCACCAAAUGCAUACGCUGGGCAUUCAAAUGGCCGUAGACGAUGCCAAUGCGAAAUGCGAAAUGAUACGGACCUUGUUCUGCUGCCUGUGGGCUCUGGAUCGCCUCAACGCGGCCUUCUACGGCCGCACCUGUCUCAUUCACGAGAGAGACGUGGGGUGGGACUUUGAUGACUGUAUCGAGAGACAAGCACCACCAUUCCGUUUAUUCUUAUUGAUAAUUGGCUUGCUCGAUGAGGUCAUUGGCCUCUACCGACCUACCAAUCGACACGAAAAGGCCACACUCAUCGAGCUGCCCAUCUUCGAACAGAUGAUUCUCGAUGCUGGUGCUUCUCGGGUAUCGAACUCAUGUCUGGCCUCUCUAGAGAUAUUCUAUCACUCGGUAGCUAUACUGUCUAGUCAGUCACCGGCCGAUGGGACGCGUACUGCCCUGCCAGCGCCAGCGACCAAUAGCCGGCGGUCGCUGGCAGCGGAUCGAAUAACUUCCAUUGUCGGAGGGGAGUUCCUAGAUCAGCUUUCAUAUAUGCCCUUCAUUCCCUACGGGGUGUCAUUGUCGCUAUCCGUAUCGUAUAGGAAGAUGCGACACAGCAAGAUCCCCAUGUUCCGAAACCGUGGGAAGCAGGCGUUCAGGGCGAACACGAUCCUCCUCAAAUCACUAGACGACACAUUCUGGACGGCGAAGACCAUCGUGGAAAAGGCGGAGCAAGUUCUGCGGGAGAUGGACAAGGCCGUCGCGUCACUUGCGCAGGAGACAGGACUGACAGAGUCAUCCAAGAGGACGGCAGAGCCAACUUCGCAUAGAGAACAUCAACCGUCGCAGUCGGCUACGGUUGACCCUGCAGCUCACGAUGCUCUUCAGGGCAGCAGCGACUGGUCGUUUCUCGAAGCAGCCCCUGAUCUGGAUGUGUUUGGAUAUUUCGAUCCGACAUUCGACCUAGGCGCUGUGGAUGCCGCGCUCGAGGGGAACCUGGAUUUUGGAGCCUCGUCGAACUGGUUUGACUGGCAGUGA